Uranotaenia lowii is the source of this 1378-nucleotide messenger RNA. Its product is annotated as lipase 1-like. Lineage: Eukaryota; Metazoa; Arthropoda; Insecta; Diptera; Culicidae. The record is from RefSeq and is a predicted model, not a curated record. Gene Ontology annotation, molecular function: hydrolase activity, acting on ester bonds. Gene Ontology annotation, biological process: lipid metabolic process. The transcript has 3 exons. Bases 49 to 1278 code for a protein of 409 amino acids.
UUUGUCAAGGAGUUUAGUUCUAGCUCGAAGGAUCGACACGUGGGUGCGAUGUUUUUCGCGAAGUUAGGUUCAUCCUUUGGAGUGUUAUUGAUCUUGGUUCAUCUGGCCGAUGGGUUCAAGAAUCAAACUACGGCCCGAUUUCUGGUCGAAGAAGAGGAUGCACUACUAACGGUGCCUCAACUGAUCCGCAAAUAUGGCUACCAGGUGCAGGAACACCAGGUCGAAACACCGGACGGUUAUCUACUGGGCAUGUACCGAAUCAUCCCCCGGCGACCCUCCCGGAAGCAUCCGGUGUUUAUGAUGCAUUCCCUAUUCAGCAGCUGUUCCGAUUGGGUCCUGAUAGGAAGGCAGCACGGACUGGCCUAUCUUCUGUCCAACCUGGGCUACGACGUUUGGAUGGGAAAUGCCCGGGGCACCCGGUACUCCCGGAAGCACAAGCUACUGUCGACCAAGAACCCCACCUUUUGGGACUUCAGCUUCCACGAGAUCGGUUUCUACGAUGUUACUUCGCUGAUCGACUAUGUCCUGGAUCAAACGGCGGCAUCCAAGCUACACUACGUUGGAUUUUCCCAGGGAGCCAUGACGGCCUUUGUGGCGCUGAGCAGUCGACCGGAGUACAACGACAAGAUCAUCCAGCUGCAUGCCCUUUCUCCGGCAGUUUACAUGUACCGCAGUUUAAGUUCCUUCCUGCGGCUGCUUUCGGUGAGCUAUCGGCAGCUGGCGCAGGUUUUUAUCAAAGCGGGUCAAUACGAAAUACUACCUAACUUCGAGCAGCAGUACUUCCUGUUUCGUUGGCUGUGUCCAGCGCCAGCCCAAACUCUGUGCCGUUCGGUGAUCUACGAUAUUGUUGGUGCCAACCCGGAUCAGCUGGACGCGAGAAUGCUGCGCAUAUUCUUCGGUCACUUCCCGGCCGGUGCCUCCCUGAAGCAGGUUGGCCACUACGCUCAGAUCAUCCGGGAUGGGCUGUUCCGGCAGGUGGACUACGAAGAUCCGGUGCUGAACCGAGCAGCGUACGGUGGCUAUGGGGAAGUGCCCCGGUACAACCUAUCGCAGGUGACGGCCCCGGUCCGGACCUACUUCGGAUACAACGACAACACGGUAAACUAUCUGAAUGUGCUGCAGCUGGAACAGGAAGUGCCGAACGUCAUCGGAAGCUACCCGGUGCCGGAUAAACGGUUCAGCCAUGUCGAUUUCAUCCUGGCCAAUUCGGUGCGGGAGGUACUUUAUGAGGAGAUUGUCCGAAACAUUGAAGAUUCCGAUGGACGGAGCUACAGCUAGUUGGAAAAAGGUUUAACUGUCGAGGCAAAUGUUAACUGAUCUAGGACACGAAGAUUUUUAUGUUUUAAUGUAAAUAUUUGUACAAAUGUGGUUAUUAAAU